AAAGAGCGUCCUCUUACGCUUAUCUUAAUUUCCCUCGCAUUGAGAAUUUUCAACUUUUUCUAUCUCUCUUCCCAAAUCACAAAUGGCGGGUCGCGGCAAAACUCUCGGAUCUGGCGUUGCUAAGAAAUCAACAUCGAGAAGCAGCAAAGCCGGUCUCCAAUUCCCCGUUGGUCGUAUCGCUCGUUUUCUAAAGAACGGCAAGUACGCAACACGUGUUGGUGCCGGAGCUCCGGUUUACUUAGCCGCCGUUCUCGAAUACCUCGCCGCUGAGGUAUUGGAAUUGGCUGGAAACGCAGCUAGGGAUAACAAGAAGACUAGGAUUGUGCCACGUCACAUUCAGCUCGCGGUGAGAAACGAUGAGGAGCUGAGUAAACUGCUUGGAGAUGUGACGAUUGCUAAUGGAGGUGUGAUGCCUAACAUUCACAGUCUUCUUCUUCCCAAGAAAGCUGGUGCUUCAAAACCUUCCGCUGAUGAAGAUUAGAUUAGGGAUUUGUGUUGUGGUUGUUUAGCUAAUUAAUGUGUAGCUUAGUCUUUCAUUAGAUUAGAUCUGAAUUAGUUUUCAUUAAUGGUGUUGUGUAGUCUCUCUUUUGCUUCAAAAACAAGUAUUAAAAUCUUAUUAUUUUGAAUUGAAUCCACAAUCAAUACACAUUGAAGUCCUAACAAA
Molecule: messenger RNA, 664 nt
Organism: Arabidopsis thaliana (thale cress)
Lineage: Eukaryota; Viridiplantae; Streptophyta; Magnoliopsida; Brassicales; Brassicaceae
Gene: HTA13
Product: histone H2A 13
Exons: 2
Coding region: 83-481 (132 amino acids)
Cellular component (GO): nucleus; chromosome; nucleosome
Molecular function (GO): protein heterodimerization activity; structural constituent of chromatin; DNA binding
Source: RefSeq, marked reviewed